GAGAGCGGCGGCGGCGGCGGCGGCGGCGUGCAGGCGGUCGUCAAUUCGCUUGUCAGUGGCGGGGCUCGGAAGCAGCCUCUCUCGGAAGGCGGUCCCCGUGUCCUUUAACUGCCCCGCAUCGCGCACAUGGUUGGAGCGGCGUCUCCUAGGGGUCUCGGUUGCGUGAAAGGCAAGACUGUUCAAUGGCAGCCUUCAAUGUGGGGCAUUUGGCUACAGUUUUAGGGAACAUCAGCGGUACCGACACCGAUUCUGCAGCGUCUUCGGAUCCCGUGUUGAGCACCGCUACUGCUGCAUAAUCACUUGUACAUAACGGAUGCGCAGCUUUCUGGUGAAUCGACCCUGAUUUUUAUUAUUAUUAUUAUUAUUAUCACCAUCAUCACCGUUUGCCCUCCAAAGUAUGGACUGAAAUUUUGAGUGGAGGAGCUGUCGUCAGUCGCGUUUCUGCGUGUAUAAAUGAUAGAAGAUACAAUGACUUUGUUGUCUCUUUUGGGAAGGAUCAUGCGUUAUUUCUUACUGAGACCAGAGACCCUGUUCCUGCUGUGCAUCAGCCUGGCUCUGUGGAGUUACUUCUUCCACACGGACGAGGUGAAGACCAUCGUCAAGUCCAGCAGGGAUGCGGUGAAGAUGGUCAAGGGGAAGGUGGCGGAGAUCAUGCAGAACGACAGGCUCGGGGGUCUGGAUGUCCUGGAGGCGGAAUUCUCCAAGACCUGGGAGUUCAAAAACCACAACGUAGCGGUCUACUCCAUCCAGGGAAGGAGAGAUCACAUGGAAGAUAGGUUUGAAGUCAUUACCGAUUAUGUCAACAGGAGCCACCCAUCCAUAUUUGGCAUUUUCGAUGGCCACGGUGGAGAGUCUGCUGCUGAAUAUGCAAAGACACACCUCCCUGAACUUCUGAAACAACACCUGCUGAACUAUGAAAAAGAGAAAGAGAACAGUGUGCUUUCUUACCCCAGUAUUCUGGAACAACAUAUCCUCUCUAUUGACAAGGAAAUGCUGGAGAAACUGUCUGCCUCAUAUGAUGAAGCAGGCACGACGUGCUUGAUCGCGCUGCUGUCGGACAAGGAGCUGACCGUGGCGAAUGUGGGGGAUUCCCGCGGGGUGCUCUGCGACAAAGACGGGAACGCCGUCGCCCUCUCGCACGACCACAAGCCCUACCAGCUGAAGGAGCGGAAGAGAAUCAAACGAGCAGGUGGAUUCAUCAGCUUCAACGGCUCCUGGCGAGUCCAGGGCAUUCUGGCUAUGUCCCGCUCCCUGGGCGACUACCCUCUCAAGAACCUGAACGUCAUCAUUCCUGACCCGGAUAUUUUGGCCUUCGACCUGGACAAGCUGCAGCCCGAGUUCAUGAUCCUGGCCUCCGACGGGCUGUGGGACGCGUUCAGCAACGAGGAGGCCGUGCGCUUCAUCAAGGAGCGGCUGGACGAGCCCCACUUCGGCGCAAAGAGCAUCGUGCUGCAGUCCUUCUACCGGGGCUGCCCUGACAACAUAACUGUCAUGGUGGUGAAGUUCAAAAACAGUGGCAAAGCGGGGGAGCAGUGAGUAGGCCCUUUUGCCGAGCUCUCGGGGCACGAACUCUGUUUCUGGCAUUAACCCCCAGUUGCGUGAGCCUGUUACAAGUACGUCCAGGGACCCAGUUUUUAUGGCCAUGGCCUUUUUUUUUUAAAAAAAACAAAAACACCCUUAAGGCUUUUUUGCAUUAAGCAUUGUCAUGGUAUUACAGUACAUAUAGUAACUGAAACGGUGUCGAAGCUCAGCACGGUACUUAUUGAUUAACUGAUGAAAACACCCCCCAUACCCCACCCCCUAUAAAAUCUCCAGUAACAGUUGAAAAAAGAAAAAAAAACUUGUUUUUUCCAUUGUUUCUGGGGCAUUUUGGCUCAGGUGCCCUAAAGCUGUUCCUUCGCUAUGCAUGAGUUUGGAAGACUAGGCAAUAACUUCUUUCACCUUUGCCCCCCUCUUCAAUCAAUCAUGAGUUUAACUGUGACGGGUCAUAUAAAUGACGGUCUGCACCCUGGGCUGGGUUUCCAGUUUACACCCUGCUGUUACACCAGUGCAGGCAGGUACUCAUGUACUACUGUAUAUAGGAGCAGGUCCUCCAGAGUGCAGCAGCUAGAGGUAAAUUGAAGGCCAUUUUUUCCAGGACAGUUCUGUCUCUUUAUCUAUCAGUACUCGUUGUCCUGUAUUCAUCAACCAAAUGAUUACAAUCCCUGUUGUCCCUGAACUGUGGGGCCCGAUGACUUAUUGCAGCAACUUUAUUAUAAUACACAGUCAGCUUCGGUUAAUUAUCAUUGCAGUUAAUUCACACAUAAACCUAGGUUGUGGAAUUAAUAUUGGUUGCAGUAAUACUGUUACCGUGCUUUUGGAAAAUCACAGUCAGGAUUUCCAAUAUUCUGAGAACCUCUGAAAUGAUUAUUUCAUAUGUGUUAGGCACAGUACCAAAAUCUCUUUUUUUUUUUCAUUGGAGUAAGCUUAGCAAUAAUACCUACAACAGAUUUAGGGGUCAAAUUUCCACUGGGUUUUAUAAAUUCAAGAAGUCAAUAAUGUUUCCUUUAACUUUAUUUUCUGACUACAAAAAGCCCAUUUCUGCACAUUCCACACAUGAAAUACCCUACUCCGAGUUGGAACAGAAUCGCUUGCUGUAGCAAUAACAGGUUAGACAAAAUCUGAAGCAACAAUGGCUGCUACCAGACAGAAUAAAAGCAUCUGUGUACCUUUGCAGCAGCAAACAAAUGCUCAAUUUAAAAAAUAUGUCCCUAGUUUGAAAAGGGUGUUUCUUCACGUGUGUCUGUUUUUAAAAAACACUGGGGAGUGGUUACAAUCUACAGAGGGCAACAAUUUUACUCUCUUGCCAUCAGUUGUUGCCAAAUCCUGUAUUUAUUAUAUGUAUUUCAUCCACAGCAUGUUCAGAGUUGCCCGUAUCCAUUACCUUUCAGUAUGUUCUUCUGUAACUGUUUUUAUUGACGAUGGGUCUGUCUGUUAAUGUAUUUGUGCUGUGGGUGAAACAGAAAUGGAACAGAAUACGGCUGUCUACUAAUGUUUUGCCCUGUUACUCAUCAGAUCACUUACUAGUUUGUCUAAUUCUACAGUUCCUUUAAAAAAGAAAUCGUACUGUAACCUGUUAUUUAAAUUCAGUAUUUAUCACGCUGUGGCGGGACUUAAUUUGAUCCUUGAAUUCUGUUGAUUUAAUCAAAGUGACAAAAGGGCAGAGUUUCUGAUGAUUGUUUUCCUGAGAAUGCACUGAAAUGUUAUGUGACGAAUUUUGAACUAAGCUGUUGGAUUUUUUAAAGCACCGUACUUCACAUGAUGCUUUACUGCAAUACUGAAUUUAAUUGAGCUCAGUUCAUUUUUUUAACUGAAAACUGAAUAGCGUUAUUCCAGAAUAAAUCGUCUGCAGCAUUAGGGAGGUUAGCAGAAAACAAAAUCUGCAAAUCAGAUGAGAAAUCUGCAUCUGUAUUACUUGGAUUUCACUGUAACGUUUUUGGUUAAUUGGUUUAACUCAUAAGACUUUUUAACAAAGUUAAAAUUACAACAUUUUGCAUUUUGCUGACACAUUGAAAAAUCACAAACUCAUGACAUUAAGAGAAAAAAGGAAAAAAUUACCUUUGAGUGACACUCUUAACUGCUGCCUUAUUCUUUUGUCGGUUAUUAACUGCUUUGCCAAAAUUAAAAUGUUUUGAGAUUGUAGUGUAGCAUAUUAUGUUUGAAUGACAUGCACAUUUAAUGUAGAUAGUUUUUCAUGUAGAAUACCAUCAUUUCUACAUUUGUCUCUGAGAGACAAGCAUAUGGGAAUGGAAAGUGAAUGUACAUAUUAAAAUUAAAUAGUUCUUUAACACAGAUCAGCUGUAAAAAUCACCCUGGAUGAAAAAAAAAUGUAAUGAUUUACUAGUUAGUAUUUUUGGUUAUAUAUUCUUCCAAGAAUAAGUAUGUGUUACCUAAUGUUUAUGUGGAGUUUGUAUUUUGUUUGUUGAAUUUCUGAAAGUGUAAAAAGAGUCUUGACCUGUGGAUUUUAAGGUAAAAGAAAAAAAAAUAAAACAUCACUCAAGUAUCUUGGAUUUCUUGAA
This is a messenger RNA of Lepisosteus oculatus (spotted gar), 4058 nucleotides long. It is a transcript of the gene ppm1lb, whose product is annotated as protein phosphatase, Mg2+/Mn2+ dependent, 1Lb. Gene Ontology annotation, cellular component: cytosol; nucleus. Gene Ontology annotation, molecular function: protein serine/threonine phosphatase activity; cation binding. The record is from RefSeq and is a predicted model, not a curated record. Gene Ontology annotation, biological process: positive regulation of canonical Wnt signaling pathway; positive regulation of canonical NF-kappaB signal transduction; negative regulation of canonical NF-kappaB signal transduction. NCBI's taxonomy places the organism in Eukaryota, Metazoa, Chordata, Actinopteri, Semionotiformes, Lepisosteidae.